Messenger RNA from Racocetra fulgida, 165 nucleotides. The record is from the annotation of a GenBank genome assembly. NCBI's taxonomy places the organism in Eukaryota, Fungi, Glomeromycota, Glomeromycetes, Diversisporales, Gigasporaceae.
AUGCAAACAUCAAAUAAAAAACGAAAGGGAGAGAUCAUUGCAUCACAGGAUGAACCCACUAAAACCAAAUUCUCGAGACAGGCCCGUACACGUAAAAAUAAAAAAUUUAGCCGUGAUCAGAAACAAACCGAGAUGCUUCGCAAGCUUGAUGUUGACAUCCCUUUG